UGGCCAUAGGCUCUGGCGGCUAGCGCAUCCCAGGGGGCGGUGGAGGAGAGGCGCAGACCGAGGAGUUCUGGCGCACAUCCAUGGAGCAGCGGGGACUGAGGGGCGCCAGGGGAGGCGGGCUUCCCCCACCCAAGGCUCCGGCCGCCAUGGAGUGAAAACGGGGCGGCAGGGGCCGGAUAGCCCGGGCCAAGACGAGGAGCCUGCCGAGGACUGAGCGGCUGCAGCGGCCCGUGAGCGGACUUUUCAAAGAUGGUUUGGUUGCCUUUGCGAGUUGGAGAUCUGAUGCCAUAAUGAGGACUCACACACGGGGGGCUCCCAGCGUGUUUUUCAUACAUCUGUGUUAUUUUGUGGCAGCCUACAUCACCGACGAGAACCCCGAAGUCAUGAUUCCCUUCAUCAAUGCCAACUAUGACAGCCACCCAAUGCUAUAUUUUUCCAAGGGGGAAGUGGAGGAGCUACAGCAGAGGGCAGCCAGUACCCAUCAGCACAUUGCCGCACGGUUGACUGAAGCAGUGCAGACCAUGCUGUCUAGUCCUCUGGAGUACCUCCCUCCUUGGGAUCCCAAGGAUUAUAGUGCAAGGUGGAAUGAAAUCUAUGGCAACAACCUGGGUGCCUUGGCAAUGUUCUGUGUGCUGUAUCCCGAGAACGUUGAAGCCCGAAAUAUGGCCAAGGACUACAUGGAGAGGAUGGCUGCUCAGCCUAGUUGGCUAGUGAAAGAUGCUCCCUGGGACGAGGUCCCCCUUGCUCACUCUCUGGUUGGUUUUGCCACUGCCUAUGACUUCCUCUUCAACUACCUGAGCAAGACACAACAGGAGAAGUUUCUUGAAGUGAUUGCCAAUGCCUCGGGAUAUAUGUAUGAAACAUCAUACCGCAGAGGAUGGGGGUUUCAGUACCUGCACAAUCACCAGCCUACCAAUUGUAUGGCCCUGUUAACAGGGAGCCUGGUUCUGAUGAAUCAAGGUUACCUUCAGGAAGCCUAUUUGUGGACCAAACAGGUUUUGGCCAUCAUGGAGAAGUCUAUGGUCUUACUCAGAGAAGUCACAGAUGGCUCCCUCUAUGAAGGAGUUGCCUAUGGCAGCUAUACCACCAGGUCCCUUUUUCAGUACAUGUUCCUGGUUCAGAGGCAUUUUGAUAUCAACCACUUCAGUCACCCUUGGCUUAAGCAACACUUUGCAUUCAUGUACAGAACAGUACUUCCAGGCUUUCAAAGAACAGUGGCAAUUGCAGACUCAAAUUACAACUGGUUUUACGGGCCAGAAAGUCAGUUGGUGUUUCUAGAUAAAUUUGUCAUGCGUAAUGGCAGUGGCAACUGGCUGGCAGAUCAGAUUCGACAAAACCGAGUGAUAGAAGGUCCAGGAACAGCAUCCAAAGGGCAGCGCUGGUGUACUUUGCACACUGAAUUUCUCUGGUAUGAAGCCAGCUUGGGCUCUGUACCUCCACCAGAUUAUGGAACCCCUACACUGCAUUAUUUUGAGGACUGGGGUGUUGUGACAUAUGGAAGUGCCCUUCCUGCAGAGAUCAAUAGGCCUUUCCUUUCCUUCAAGUCAGGAAAACUUGGAGGACGAGCAAUCUACGACAUCGUCCAUAGAAACAAGUACAAAGAGUGGAUCAAAGGAUGGAGAAAUUUUAAUGCUGGCCAUGAACAUCCUGACCAAAACUCAUUUACCUUUGCUCCCAAUGGCGUGCCUUUCAUCACGGAGGCUCUCUAUGGGCCGAAGUACACCUUCUUCAACAACGUGCUAAUGUUUUCCCCAGCUGUAUCAAAGAGCUGCUUCUCUCCCUGGGAGGGUCAGGUCACAGAAGACUGUUCAUCAAAGUGGUCCAAGUAUAAACAUGACUUGGCCGCCCACUGUCAGGGGAGAGUGGUUGCUGCUCUGGAGAAGGAGGGAGUGGUUUUUAUACGAGGGGAAGGAGUUGGGGCUUACAACCCUCAGCUAGGACUGAAGAAUUUCCAGAGAAACCUAAUUCUCUUGCACCCUCAGCUCCUUCUCCUUGUGGACCAAAUCCAUCUGGAAGAAGAUAGUCCUCUAGAGACAGCCGCAAGCUUUUUUCACAAUGUGGAUGUCCCUUUUGAGGAGACUGUGGUAGAUGGUGUUCACGGGGCUUCCAUUAAGCAACGAGAUGGUACAUAUAAAAUGUAUUGGAUGGAUGAUACUGGCUACAGUGAGAAAGCAACUAUUGCUUCAGUGACAUACCCACGGGGAUAUCCAUACAAUGGAACAAACUAUGUCAAUGUCACUACACACCUCCGGAGUCCUAUCACCAGGGUGGCCUACCUUUUCAUAGGACCUUCUGUAGAUGUUCAAAGCUUCAACAUCCAUGGGGAUGCUCAACAACUAGAUGUAUUUAUAGCCACUAGUGACCACGCUUAUGCCGUUUACCUUUGGACAGGUGAGGCCGCUGGACAAACGGCCUUGGUACAUGUCAUUGCAGAUCGCCAAAAGAUUCUGUUUGAUCAGUCGGCCAUCAUUAAGAGCUCCCCUGUGUCUGAGGUGAAGGACUAUGCCGGAAUUGUAGAACACAGUCUGCAACAUUUUAAGCCAGUUUUCCAGCAGCUGGAGAAGCAGAUCCUGUCCCGUGUGCGUAACACAGCUAGCUUCCGAAAGACUGCAGAGCGCCUGCUGAGAUUUUCAGAUAAGAGGCAGACGGAGGAAGCCAUUGACAGGAUAUUUGCAAUCUCUCAACAGCAGCAGCAGAGACAGCAGCAGUUACAAGGCAAGGCAAAGAAGAACCGAAGGACAGGCAGGCGCUACAAAUUCAUUGAUGCCGUCCCUGACAUUUUUGCACAGAUUGAAGUAAAUGAGAAAAAGAUCCGACAGAAAGCUCAGAUUUUGGCACAGAAAGAACUGCCUAUAGAUGAAGAUGAAGAAAUGAAAGACCUUUUAGAUUUUGCUGAUGUCUCCUACGUGAAACAUAAAAUCGGGGUACCAUUCAGAGGCCAGUAUGGGCAGUCCCAGAUGGUGACAACUGCCCGAAGUAGGGCCCCCUCAAUAUCUGCUUCCUAUACCAGGCUUUUCCUCAUCUUGAACAUUGCUAUUUUCUUUGUUAUGCUGGCAAUGCAACUGACUUACUUUCAGAGGGCCCAGAGCCUACAUGGUCAAAGAUGUGUCUAUGCAAUUCUUCUGGUUGAUAGUUGCAUCUUACUAUGGUUGUACUCAUCUUGUUCCCAGUCUCAGUGCUAGCCAUGCUUCUAUGAACUGCCCGGCCAUUCUAUGAUCCCUGGAAUAUAUUCAAAACUCAAAAACCCCUAAGAGGGUGCUAAUAUUUUUGGUGGGUUUAGUCUUCUCAGAUGCAUUCCAGGUGCAAAUCUGACAGGAGGAGAAAGAGAAGGCUCUUUUCAGGAGGAGAGAGAGAGAGAGAGAGAGAGAGAGAGAGAGAGAGAGAGAGAGAGAGAGAGAGAGAGAGAGGGAGAGGGAGAGGGAGGGAGGGAGGGAGCGCAAAGCUGAGGACAUGCAUAACUUUUUUCAGAAAAAGAAGAAUCACUUGAUGGUCCCUUAGCAUCUAUAAAAGUGUUUUGCUUUGCUAAUGACAAUAGUCAAAGCAUGAUUACUUUUAGCCAAAACAAAAAGUCCAGAAUGAAGCAAUUAUACUUUUCUUAACCAUGGCUUUAAAAAGAGGGAGGGGACUGAUUUUAGAAUUAGGUUUGUAUCAUGAACUUGAUGUUCAGCAUUGUUCCAUGAGGACCAGAGAGUUUUUAAAUCUUGAAACAAUUUCUGUUGCAGUGCAAAUUUUUUUCCCCUGGAGGUAGUCUCCAUAGUGCUUUAAUUCCAUCACUUUAUUGGAUCAUACCUUUAAAGCUAGAAGGGACCUUAGGGGCUAUCUGGUCCAACCCCCUUCCCUCUUUUUGUAGAUGAGGAAACUGAGGCCCAGAGGAAGAAAGUGACAUGUUCAAGGUCACAUAGGGAAUUAGAGGCAGAGCUGAGAUUCAAACUCAGGUUUUCUGAUUCUGAAUCCACCACUUUCCACCCCACCCAGUUCAACCAAUAUUAAUAAGUGCUUAUGAUCUGAAAGGUCUUGGGCUAUGUACUGGGGAAAGAAAAAGAAAAACAAAACAGUACCUGCUUUCAAUGAGGUCGUAUUGCACAGGGGAUACUAUACAUAAAAAUAUGUAUAUACACAUAAUACAUAUGUGUAUAUGCUAUAUAUGUAUAAGAAUACACACACAUAAAUACAAACAUUUGCAUCUUGGGUUAAUAUUCAGAUGUACAAAAGAGAAAGUAUCAAUGUAUCAUGAAAAACUUAAUUUUUCACCCUAGGGAGCUAAAAAAAAAUUCUUGGCAGUAUAGAUCUGCACAUUCAUAUAUACACAUUCACACACACACACACAUACACACACACAUAUCUGACAAACACUUCCUCAAAUUCCAAGUGUAGUUUGAAAUGAAUUCUUUUAUCUGAUUCACUGUCAGAAUAGGAGGUUUAAUUGUGAUCAAAAGUUAAAUUUUAUCCCACAAUCCUUUGUAUGGGGGGUGGGAUGGGGAAGGAAUUAUCAUCUAAAAGGAUAAACAAUUGGAACAGCCAUUUGUGUGACUUAGAGGUAGAUUUCCAUACCAAAGAUGAGAAGCAAAGCAUUAAAUGUGAUGGUUAUGUUUCUAAUAAGGGAAGAAAUGCUUUCCUUCAAGUUUAUUUUGCUAAAUAAACAGA
This is a messenger RNA of Dromiciops gliroides (monito del monte), 4644 nucleotides long. RefSeq names its product dermatan sulfate epimerase (gene DSE). The record is from RefSeq and is a predicted model, not a curated record. Bases 291 to 3182 code for a protein of 963 amino acids. Gene Ontology annotation, molecular function: chondroitin-glucuronate 5-epimerase activity. The transcript has 6 exons. NCBI's taxonomy places the organism in Eukaryota, Metazoa, Chordata, Mammalia, Microbiotheria, Microbiotheriidae.